GGCAGUCUGCGGACUGUUGAUUCCUGGCCACUGGGAGGAUGCACGCCGAAUCGGCCGCAUCCUCAAGUGGCAAAAUCCAUGGGCGGAGGUUCACCGCUGGUUUGUCCACAAGCUGCAGAAGCAAAGUGGACAUACCUUCGUGGUGGUGAGCCUCCCCGAAGAACUGGUCCCGGCUGUCCUGGGGCAUGACCGGCGCUUCACUUUCCAGUUAGGCACGGUCUACCUCAGGUUCAGAUCCAAAAGGGGCCUGUACACGGAUACGCCGCCUGAGAAGGCGAACAUCAUUAAACCACCAAUGGAUGUCUCCCCGGAGCCCUCUACCUCCUCUGGCAUCACCGGAGAAGGGAAGGAGCCCUCCCUGACCCCCGUCUCUGCGGACGAGUGCGUGUCGGGGAUGGGAGACAUCCGACUGAGCGAGGACGAAGACGAGGACCUGCUGUCCACUGAUGGCGGUUACCCCCUCGCUCAGUAAAUUACUAACCAUCCAAUGCAACCUCCACCACAGCCAGGCCGCAACGGUUCAACUCCGGAAAUGGUUGGAGGCAAACAACACAGCCGUGGCACUGAUCCAGGAACCGUGGAUCAGCGCCCGCGGCCAAAUAAAUGGACUCUCACAAAUGAGAGAGACCUGUGUGCCGUCAAGCUUUUAGCUGACACGGCCACGGGCCUGCCUGAAGUGGUGCUCGCCUCUGUCUAUAUGGCAGAGACUGAUGUACCACCACCGCAGGAAAUGGAACGGCUAAUCAAAUACUGC
Hyposmocoma kahamanoa is the source of this 754-nucleotide messenger RNA. RefSeq lists its product as uncharacterized. NCBI's taxonomy places the organism in Eukaryota, Metazoa, Arthropoda, Insecta, Lepidoptera, Cosmopterigidae. The annotation marks the transcript as partial. The record is from RefSeq and is a predicted model, not a curated record. The transcript has 2 exons.